Messenger RNA from Drosophila ficusphila, 255 nucleotides. RefSeq lists its product as uncharacterized. NCBI's taxonomy places the organism in Eukaryota, Metazoa, Arthropoda, Insecta, Diptera, Drosophilidae. Bases 1 to 255 code for a protein of 84 amino acids. The record is from RefSeq and is a predicted model, not a curated record. The transcript has a single exon.
AUGACCACACCGCAGUAUAAACCACCAAAGGAAAUCCAAGACUUACUCGAUAAAAAGGAACAGCAACAGGCUUAUCAACGCAGGCGAACGGCUGUUCUGCCCAAGCGCUCGUGGAUCCAACGAAAUCCACGCCUCUUCCAGAUCUCCUUCCUUACCGGCUCAUUGCUGAUCUUCUUCUCUAAGCCACUGUACGACUGCUUUAUCGCCGAUCAGUUGCCGCCGCUGGAGACCAAGGUGCCGCCGCAUAAGCGCUAA